ACGUGACUCCCCCCCCCCCGCCUGCGCGCACUUCCAGCUGCCAUCCGGACGCGCGUGCGCGACGCGUUGACGCGUGCGCAGUGGAAUCCAGCGUGGCGACCCGGCAGAGGGCCACCGGCCUCGGGCCCUGAGAUCAGGGCGGGGCGUCCGACAUCCCAGCGCGAAUCGCCCGAGGAGGCGGGUACAGAGGCUCAGGGACGCGCCCAAGGUCACCCAGCCCGGAGCCCAAGCCCAGGAAUCGAGGGAGGAGGGUGGAAGCCAAGCGGUUAGCCCUCGGAGGCCCCUCAGCAGCAGCUGAGCAGGUGAGGGGUCCUCAGACCCCCGCCGACACCCCUCCAGGAGCCCCUGUAGAAAGGCUCGGCCGCCGGAGUUGUCGGGAACCCGGAUGUGAAGCGGAUACACGUGCUCGCGAACCCAGGCAGCUGUGCUCGCGGAGUGAUCUCAGGCGGCUCCUAUGCUGAGACACAGGAGCGUCAGGCCUGUGCUGCUGCUGCUGGCUCAGCUCCCCAGGACUCAGCACGGGCUCUCUCAGCUCAAGGCCUCCACCCUCCUGAAGACUCCUGGAGGCGAGGCCCUCCAUGUGAGGUGCCGGCUCUUGUCAAGGCAGGGCCCUGCAGAGACAGGCAGGCAGGGCCAGCCCCGGGGCCCUGGGCUGCGCACUAGGCUGCUGGUCACGGCCUUAUUUGGGGCGGGGCUGGGUGGGGCCUGGCUGGCCAUGAGGGCUGAGAAGGAGCGGCGGCAGCAGCAGCGGCGGACAGAGGCCCUGCGCCAGGCCUCCGUGGGCCAGGGAGACUUCAGCCUGCUGGACCACCAGGGCCAGGCUCGCUGCAAGGCCGACUUCCGAGGCCAGUGGGUGCUGCUGUACUUUGGCUUCACUCACUGUCCCGACAUCUGCCCUGACGAACUGGAGAAGCUGGUGCAGGUGGUGCGGCAGCUGGAGGCCCAGCCCGGCCUGCCCCUGGUGCAGCCCGUCUUCAUCACUGUGGACCCCGCGCGGGACGAUGUUGCUGCCAUGGCCCGCUACGUGCAGGACUUCCACCCGCGGCUCCUGGGCCUGACCGGCUCGGCUGAGCAGGUGGCCCAGGUCAGCCGCAGCUACCGUGUGUACUACAGUGCCGGCCCCAAGGACGCGGACCAGGACUACAUCGUGGACCACUCCAUCGCCAUCUACCUGCUCAACCCCGACGGCCUCUUCACAGACUACUAUGGCCGGGCCAGGUCGGCCGAGCAGAUUGCAGACAGUGUGCGGCGCCACAUGGCUGCCUUCCGCAGCGUCCUGCACUGACCUGGAUCAUUAAAGGGUGUGGUGGAGCUG
This is a messenger RNA of Myotis daubentonii (Daubenton's bat), 1315 nucleotides long. It is a transcript of the gene SCO2, whose product is annotated as protein SCO2 homolog, mitochondrial. Gene Ontology annotation, biological process: intracellular copper ion homeostasis; mitochondrial respiratory chain complex IV assembly. Gene Ontology annotation, molecular function: copper ion binding; copper chaperone activity. The record is from RefSeq and is a predicted model, not a curated record. Gene Ontology annotation, cellular component: mitochondrial inner membrane. The coding region runs from base 455 to 1285 and encodes 276 amino acids. NCBI's taxonomy places the organism in Eukaryota, Metazoa, Chordata, Mammalia, Chiroptera, Vespertilionidae. The transcript is spliced from 4 exons.